AUGUCGGGGCCGGAUCGCCAUGAUUCGCCGUCGCCCAGGACGAAGGAUCAAGACGCCACGAGUCCGACUCCCUCGCGAGCCAUCGAUCGGCCGACCUUCAUACGUGCCUUGAGCGGUCCAGCAGCGCCUACCAGGACGCAUACAAGCGAUUUCCUCAGUCCCAAUGGUGGCCUGUCCGAGACCCCAGUGGAAGAAUCUCACGAGGCAUAUGACUAUCUGAAUGGGGGACUGCCGCAUGCAGACCUAUCGCCAGUCUCGGGUUCCGGCAACGGCUCCCGCAACGGCUCCCCAGGCCUGCCGCCCUCAGCGAUUCCCACAUCUCCGAGAAGACACUUCUUUGCCCGAAGCUCCGGGAACGGUGAUAUCUCGCCAUCGCUUGAUGGUGCCUCCCCCGCUCCGGGCCGGCGAAGCGUUCAGUUCGCGAGGGCAGACACAGUUCUGGACCCGCCCUCCAUACACUCGCACACAAGGCAUGAUUCUUGGGAUGCGGACCCGUCAGGGCGGUCUCGUGGAGAAAGACUAAUGUCAAAACUGAAGGCCUUGACUGCUGCCGGGCCCUCGCAAACCCCGCGGCCUUUUGCUACUUCCGACACUCCUCAAGCGUCGACGAGCAGCUCUCCAGUCAUGUCGCGCUCUCACCGCAUACCCACCAUUACCCACGAAGAAGGUAGCGACGCCGAUGUGGAGGAAAGUGGAGAUGAGGGCGCGGCCCGGCAAGCUGCGAAGCCGAACAAAAGGAAAAGGAUGCGCCGCCGGCUCAAGAACCUGGAUAUCCGAUCUGCUCAAAACACACCUAGGAUCGGCGACGAGUUCGACUCGCCUGCCAUGGAGGGCCGCUUUCGUACCUUGGCUCGUCGGUCCACAAUGCCUGACGCGUCCGAGCAUCGCGCCGGUCUCUCAGAAGGCGAGGGUCGUGAUCAGUUGGUCGGUACCCGCCGGGGGUGGAGCCGCGGUAACUCUUGGAUCAGCCACACGAGGCAGGAGCAGGAUCAAGACGGCGAAAGUUCUCAGCCAAGAAUGCCUGGCCACAGACGCCGUAUAUCUGACAUGUUCGGCGGAGGCUCCGACAUUGAUGGCGUGGCAACUCCGAAACGUCCUUUGUUCGGCGCCGACAGAGCAACUACCUUUGGGGUGCAACGAUGGAAGCAGGUGAAAAGCACUUUCAAGAUGCUGAGUGGGAAAAGGAAGAAUGAGCAAUUCGACUAUUACAAGUCUGCGGAACUUAUGGCCGAGCUUCGUGCCGUGACACCCGCGGUAGUCAUCCUCGCCAGCAUGCUGCAAAGAGAUGAGCACGGGUACAAACGUAUCCCAGUGCUCCUCGAGCAGCUGAAGCUGAAGAUUAUCAACAGCCAGCCGGACAAGGGGGAGAAGGAAAAGGGCCACAGCGAGAGACAUUCGAUAUUCACAAUUGCGUUGGAAUAUGGCAGUGGACCAAGUCGCAUGACAUGGACUAUUGAACGCUCGGUGUACGAGAUUGCUGAGCUCCAUACACGCUACAGGUUGUCACUUGGAGACAAGAAUCCCCUCCAAACCUCGGUAAACCCCAAAAACAAACCCAAGCAGCCUCAUUUCCCAAGGACGGCCUUUCCAUAUCUCAGAAGUGUGAGAGGUCUUGGGCUGGCAGACUCGGAAGACGAAGAUAAAGGCGCUGACGGUCGGAUCGACGAAGCGGUGGCCGAAGCGACCGCUGGUGAGAUGACUGCUGCCGAGGGUACCGCAAGCGAGAUGGAUAGACCCGGGACCGCUAGGCGGAAGAAGUCCCGCAUCAACCUGUUAGGCAUCAGACGUCAAUCUUCUGGGCUCGGCGAACUUCCCGAAGGGUCGAAUUUGAAUCCUCAGAAGGCAGCAAUGGAGGCAGCGAUCAUGAGACGCAAGUUCGUGGAGAGGCAGAGAAACAAGCUUGAGAAGUAUCUCAAAGAAAUGAUACAUUGGCUCAUGUUUCGAGCUGAUGCCAAUCGUCUCUGCCGGUUCCUCGAACUCUCCGCUCUCGGCGUACGUCUUGCCGCAGAGGGAUCGUACCAUGGCAAGGAAUGUUUCUUGCACAUCCAGUCGUCGGCAGGUGUAGACUUCCGGCGUGUGCUCACGCCCUCAAAGGUCAUUGCUCGGCACUCCCGCAAGUGGUUCCUAGUCCGGCAAAACUACAUCGUUGUCGCCGAAUCGCCCUCGACUAUGAACAUAUACGACGUCUAUUUGGUUGACCCCAGCUUCCGAAUUGUAUCCAAGACCAACAAACUUAAGCAGCUUGGAGCGAUGGCAAUUGGAGACUCGGACGCUAGCAAAGGGAAGGGCAAGGCCGUUGCCGACGAUGAUCAUGCUCAAGAGGAAACAGCGUCAUCAGGAAAACAUCAUACGUUGAAGAUCUACACCUCCGAACGAAAGAUCAAGCUCUACUCAAGAAAAGAGAGGAUCAUGCAGCAGUUCGAGCUUUCAGUCAAAGAGAUGUUGAAGCAAACCGAAUGGCACCAGAAGCAUCGUUUCGACAGUUUCGCCCCUGUGAGGAGCGGUGCCUUCGCCCAGUGGUUGGUCGAUGGUCGCGAUUACAUGUGGAACGUGUCGCGUGCUAUCAGCAUGGCCCAGGAUGUUAUUUACAUCCAUGACUGGUGGCUGAGCCCGGAGCUUUACAUGAGACGCCCUGCAGCUAUCAGUCAGAAGUGGCGGUUGGAUCGACUCCUCCAAAGAAAGGCUCAAGAAGGGGUGAAGGUCUUCGUGAUUAUUUACAGGAAUGUCGAACAAGCUAUUCCCAUUGACUCCGAGUAUACGAAGUAUGCUUUGCACAACUUGCACCCCAAUAUCAUGGUCCAAAGAUCGCCGAAUCAGUUCAAGAAGAACCAGUUCUUCUAUGCACAUCACGAGAAGAUUUGUAUCGUCGACCACGACGUAGCAUUCGUUGGUGGUAUUGAUCUCUGCUUUGGUCGUUGGGACAGUCCGCAGCAUUACCUAACGGAUGACCGGCCAACCGGCUACGAACCAGACGGAGAGACGCCCAAAGAUACGGAACAUUGCCAGCUAUGGCCCGGCAAGGAUUACUCCAAUCCACGUGUUCUUGACUUUUUCAGGCUUAAUGAGCCGUAUGAGGAGAUGUACGAUAGAAGCAAGGUUCCACGUAUGCCAUGGCACGAUAUCUCGAUGCAGGUUGUCGGCCAGCCAGCGAGAGAUCUUACGCGCCAUUUCAUUCAGCGGUGGAACUACCUCCGAAGAGAGCGAAAGCCGACCCGGCCCAUGCCUUUCCUGCUGCCACCACCGGACGCCAACCAAGCCGAUUUGGAGAACCUGGGCCUCACAGGGACCUGCGAAGUACAGAUACUGCGCUCAGCUGGCGACUGGUCCCUGGGUUUCCCCAAAGAUGUGACAGAACACAGCAUCCAGACGGCCUAUGUUAAUCUCAUAGAGCAGUCAGAGCACUUUGUGUACAUGGAGAACCAGUUCUUCAUCACAAGCACUGAGACACUCAAUACCAAAGUGGUGAACCGUAUCGGCGAUGCUUUGGUUAAGCGAAUUAUUCGAGCACAUGAAAAGAACGAGGACUGGCGUUGCUGUAUCAUGAUCCCCCUCGUGCCCGGCUUCCAGAAUACCGUUGACCAGGAUUCUGGGAGCAGUGUGCGGCUGAUUAUGCAGUUUCAGUACCGCAGUAUUUGUCGGGGCCCUCACUCCAUCUUUGGUCGUCUUCAGGCCGCUGGCAUUGACCCCGAGGAAUACAUUUCCUUCUUCAGUCUGAGGCAAUGGGGCAAACUGGCGAACGAUAGUCUCGUCACGGAGCAGCUGUAUAUCCACGCAAAGACCAUCAUUGUUGAUGAUCGAAUUGUGCUUAUUGGAUCCGCAAAUAUCAACGAGCGAUCGAUGCUAGGCAGCCGAGACUCUGAAUGUGCUGCUAUUGUUCGCGACACCAAGAUGGUGGAUUCCACCAUGGCAGGCAAGCCUUACCUUGUCGGUCACUUUGCCCAUUCGCUUCGCAUGCGACUGAUGAGAGAACAUCUCGGACUUAAUGUUGACGAGAUCACCGAACAAGAGAGAACAGCCUCCGCAGGCACCGAUGAGGAGUAUGAGGCAGAGAUGAGCCGGAUCUAUGAUACCGACGAGUUUCCUAGUUCAGCAGCCAGGAACUCGAGCGCUGGGCUGCGCCAUUCACACGGCCACAGUUAUAACAACGAAGCUAAGACUCAUGACCACGGCUACACGUCCUCGUCUUCGUCUUCAUCUAGUGGAAAAUCUCCCACGCGACGGACGAGUGUGGCCCAGCGAAAGCGUGACUCGAGUCUUUCAGCACUCAAAGCCGUCAGGGACGGCCUGUCAGGUUUGUCAUCUGAUGGCACCAAGGUCGACGUCAAAUUGCCACCUCCACCAAUGAUGGUCCGUCGGACUACAGCCGAGAUGGGACUGACGCAUCUAACGCAACUCCCGCAAUUGCCAUUGACCGAUGACACUGAUAUCGGAGGUCCACCUCUGCACCGCGACGCCAGUGGAAACCCCACUCAUGAGCAGCUGAACCCUCUGGCAGCAGACAUCAGGCCUGCCAUUAUCGGUUUCGAUGUUAUGCGAGAUCCCGUCAAUCCAUCCUUCUGGGAUGACGUCUGGUGCAGAGUCGCCGACAACAAUACAAAGUUGUACCGUCGUAUCUUCCGCUGCAUGCCAGACAGUGAGGUCCUCACUUGGAAGGAAUAUCACGACUUUGACGAUUAUGCAAAUCGCUUCCAGGAGAGCAUGUCAGGUCGUAAAAAGAGCGAUGAAGAGGCAGAAGUCAAGUCCCAGAUAAGUCAUCAGGGUGGUGCCGGCGCUGGCGUUGCUGUGCCCCCGGCCGCCCAAGAUCUCGCGAACGCCUCAGAAAAGGCCAACGCGGCCAAGGAACAUCUCAAGCCCGACACAAACCCAAAGUUUGUGAUCUCCAACGAGGACACUAUGAAUGAAAAAGCAGCCCACGGUGAGCACGAUCGCCAGGAGGAGCCCAAGAAGCCCACCCUGAGUCUCAAUACGGAGAACGAGAAGGCGAAUAGCCACGCCCCCGAGGCCCCUUCACCUGUGCAGCCUUUCCCAGCCUUUGAUCAGCCUCAGACCGAGGGCCACCUGGAGCCUCUGGCUGCGGCAGGUUCUCAUACUCAGAACAGCCGCGAACGGCGCACGACGUUCUCGUCCACAGAUAAGCCGACGUCGUCUCAAGGCGGCGGGCCUUGUACCUCUAGCAUCUACGCGGCGCCGAACUCUGGCAUGGGCUCGACACGCCGCCGCCGCCGUGCUACUACUAAGGGCAGCCGUCGGGGCCCUGUGUUCCCAUACGACGUGCUCAGCCGCGAGCAGGCGGAAGAGUUGUGCGGCAUGAUCCAGGGCCACCUGGUGCAGUUCCCCUAUGACUGGCUCGAGAGUGAGGAGAAGGAUAACCACUGGCUCUAUCAGGCGGACCUGCUGGCGCCCAAGGAGAUUUACGACUGA
Neoarthrinium moseri is the source of this 5421-nucleotide messenger RNA. RefSeq lists its product as uncharacterized. Bases 1 to 5421 code for a protein of 1806 amino acids. Gene Ontology annotation, molecular function: D-type glycerophospholipase activity. The record is from RefSeq and is a predicted model, not a curated record. NCBI's taxonomy places the organism in Eukaryota, Fungi, Ascomycota, Sordariomycetes, Amphisphaeriales, Apiosporaceae. The transcript has 2 exons. Gene Ontology annotation, biological process: intracellular signal transduction; cell motility; phosphatidic acid biosynthetic process.